Messenger RNA from Gloeophyllum trabeum ATCC 11539, 628 nucleotides. RefSeq lists its product as uncharacterized. The transcript is spliced from 5 exons. The record is from RefSeq and is a predicted model, not a curated record. NCBI's taxonomy places the organism in Eukaryota, Fungi, Basidiomycota, Agaricomycetes, Gloeophyllales, Gloeophyllaceae. The annotation marks the transcript as partial.
AUGUCGACACAAACCUACAACUUACCUACGGUCAUCUCCCAACAGCCCAUACCGUUAAACGAUGCACCUCCCAGCAAAGCGUCACUACCUGAUACUUGGGUUCGCGUGAAAUACAACAUCCCGAACUUGCCAACGGCCGGUUCAGUUGUCAAAGUCAUCAAAUGUGUUCCGGUCCCGGACGAUGGGGACUAUGCCAACAAGAGCACCAUAGACGACAGCCUCUACUUCAUCGGAUGGAAAGUGCUGGUGCUGCGUCACGAACCUGUCGUAGCGGGAAAACCUCCCAAUACGCCCAUUCCGCAUGACUGCCUAACGACUGACAGUAGGAGGGGAAGGCCAUCAGAGACACCACUUCCGGGAGAUUCCAUUGUUUUCACUCGGAGCGAUACUGUGUGUGUUAGCAUCAACGGGUAUAAUAAGCAUAUCCCUCGAGGCACACCAUGUAGGGUCCUUCGCGGGCCCAUUUCAAAGAGUGGUACCAACGUCGGCGCAAGACCGGCCCAGGGGGCGCACUAUACCCUUGCUUUUUGGGUGGAAAAACAGGAUAGGGUGGAGAUACAGCACCUUGGACACGCGGUUUCGGCAAAUCUCUUCGAGACAAUCCCUUGUGCUGAGCCUCCCAACCCUG